This is a messenger RNA of Linum tenue, 1311 nucleotides long. NCBI's taxonomy places the organism in Eukaryota, Viridiplantae, Streptophyta, Magnoliopsida, Malpighiales, Linaceae. The record is from the annotation of a GenBank genome assembly.
CGCCUUCUCCGCGGGCAGAGCUCGGCACAGUAGUAUAUAUAGUCAAACUGCAGAAUCUGUUUGAUCAUCAAUCGCUCCAUACUGAAGAAUCAGAAAGAAAAAAAGGAAAUCAAAAUCAAGGAAAGAAUGGCGGCAGAAGAAGGCCAGGUUGCUGUGACAGUGAGCAACAAGCAAGUGAUUUUCAACAACUACGUUUCAGGCUUCCCGAAGGAAUCCGACAUGUCAAUAGCCGUCGGGGAAAUCAACCUCAAACUCCCCGAAUCCGCCGCCGCCGGCGUCCUGCUGAAGAAUCUCUACCUCUCCUGCGACCCUUACAUGCGCCCUCGUAUGAGGAAUUCCUCUGGCUCCUACGUCGGUGCCUUUCAGCCAGGAUCACCAUUGAGUGGAUAUGGAGUGGCGAAGGUUUUGGAAUCAGGGCAUCCAAAUUUUGAGAAGGGUGAUCUGGUGUGGGGGUCAACAGGGUGGGAAGAGUACACUGUGAGUACAGAACCUGGUCAACUCUUCAAGAUUCAGCACAAAGAUGUACCACUCUCCUAUUACACUGGGAUUCUUGGUAUGCCUGGAAUGACUGCCUAUGUUGGACUGUACGAGCUCUGCUCCCCUAAGAAGGGAGAGUAUGUGUAUGUUUCAGCAGCUUCAGGCGCAGUUGGUCAGCUUGUUGGGCAGUUUGCAAAACUGGCUGGCUGCUAUGUCGUUGGAAGUGCAGGAAGUCAAGAAAAGGUGAAUGGGGGGCAAAAGGUUGAUCUGUUGAAGAACAAGUUCGGAUUCGACGAAGCUUUCAACUACAAAGAGGAGCAGGACUUGGCCGCUGCACUGAAAAGGUACUUCCCUCAGGGAAUCGACAUCUACUUUGAGAACGUCGGAGGGAAGAUGCUGGAUGCCGUGCUAGGGAACAUGAGGCUCCGGGGCCGGAUUGCUGUCUGUGGGAUGAUCUCUCAGUAUAACCUGGAGAGCCCUGAAGGAGUUCACAACUUGGCGAGCUUGAUCAUGAAUCGAAUUCGGAUGGAAGGGUUCAUAGUCAGUGACCACUACCAUCUGUACCCGAAGUACCUGGAGAUGGUCGUGCCCAAGAUCAAGGAAGGGAAGAUUGUUUACGUGGAAGACACGGCUGAAGGCUUGGACAAUGCUCCUGCUGCUCUGGUUGGGCUGUUCUAUGGCCGUAAUGUCGGGAAGCAGGUUGUUAAGGUUGCUGAUGAUUGAAGGAGGGUGGGUGUUUGGUGGUUGAGUUGGGGGAAAUGAAAGUGUACUCUUCCUUGUUUGUGUGUUUUGAGAUUGUGAGAUGGUGGUCUUGAUCGGAAGAUGAAUAAAGCA